Messenger RNA from Onychostoma macrolepis, 2022 nucleotides. It is a transcript of the gene tprg1, whose product is annotated as tumor protein p63 regulated 1. The transcript is spliced from 7 exons. Bases 439 to 1296 code for a protein of 285 amino acids. Lineage: Eukaryota; Metazoa; Chordata; Actinopteri; Cypriniformes; Cyprinidae. Gene Ontology annotation, cellular component: cytoplasm. The record is from RefSeq and is a predicted model, not a curated record.
AGCGUGUCGCGUCAAAAGCGAUUAGCAGGAAUGGAAAACGACACCUGAAUGGUGAAGCCUUUUGAUGUAUUGUAGAAGGCUCUAAUGCUCGAGAAAGCCAACCCCAAACAUCCCACUCAAAUAAUUGUUUGUCUGAAUAUUUGAGGGCUUCGAUCGGCUGCUUGAAUUGGUAUUUUUGGGAGGACGCGUCUAUAAGGUGGAACAUAAGCGUAAAACAGGAGUAAACUGUACAAUGUAGCCUAUCUGUGGCCAGUAUGUGUGAAAAGCAUGCGGGACAAAUUGUUCCCAUGUCCCUCUCUGCCAGAAGAUUAAGCCAUGUAUUUCCUAUAGCCUACAUACUCUAGCGAGGGAGUUGCGGUGGUUUUAGAGAGGUUUCGUUUUCUGCUCAACGCCCAUCUUCACAUCACGGAUUACCACGGAAGCAGGAAAUAGGUCACUAUGUCAGAGAAAGAUGAAGAGACAUUCAAGUCUGUGGACUUAGAGCAGCAAACCGAAAAGUCUCCGGAACCAGACAUCAAUCCUCAAGAAUCUCCAAGUGAAAUAGAAACCGAUAAACCCAGCACAUCUCCUACAGAAGCCAAGGCAGAAAGCACCCCCUCUACACAUACUUCAGCAGCCAAAGUUAAAUGGACAUCAUCUGCGGAACAGUUUAAACUGAAGAGAUUUUUUGUCCUCAGGCCUGGAACACUGGACCAUGGCAUUGAAGAUGUUAAAGCUCUGGUGAAUCCCACAGAAGAUGGUGCUGUCCAGAGUGUCUGGCUCAUGGCUGAGGUUGAUCAUUGGAACAAUGAGAGAGAGCGUUUGGUGCUCAUCACAGAGAACACCCUCCUCAUCUUCAAAUAUGACUUUGUCAUGCUUAACUGUGAGCAGAUUCAGAAGAUUCCACUGAACUAUAUCGACCGCAUCUGCCAUGGUACCUUUUGCUUUCCACCACGUUCCCUCCUGACGAGAGAAGGUGAGGGUGUGCGGGUGUUUUGGGACAAACUCAGAGAACCGUCUUUCACUUCCCGUUGGAAUCCUUUUUCUGUUGAAUAUCCUUUCACUACAUUCACCUAUCACCCUGUCAAGAGUGCCAAUGAGGAGCUGGGCCGCCUGUGUGAUAUUCAAAACUUCAGGGAGCAGCUGAAUUCGGCAGCACAGAAAGCCCACAGCAAGAAUCCUAUACCUGGGAAAGCCAACGGGGUUCUUGUGCUGAAUCAGCCCAUCCUAAUCGAAGCAUACGUGGGUCUGAUGUCUGUUAUAGGCAACCAAAACAAGCUGGGCUAUUGCUUAGCACGAGGCAAUAUUGGCUUCUGAGGGCACUCGGAGUCUUCCAAUAAUGGUUUACACUAAGAAAGUCUCUUAUACCAGCUGAGCAUAUGUAAUUAUACUUGUAUAAGAUAAUGAAGGAUAUUUUAAAUCAAAGUGAAUGUAUCAUUUGUAUUCUUAAAAUACAUUCAAUGUCCAUCAAACCUUUUAGUUUCAUCUAGUUAUAUUGCCCCAAGAUCUUAACAAUGUCUAUCAGUCAUUUCCUUUCGGUUGUGUCUUAACAUACAAAGUAUGUUGUCCCUCCUCUUACGACUUCCUGUGUAGAAAUAUCUUGCUUUUAUUUUUCUGCAGAAACUGAUUCUUCUCAAUGUAAUUUGUAAAGUGCCUUUCCUUUCUUUCUGUAUUUAUGCUGAUAUUCUACCUCAUCACAAGGCUUCUUACAGGGCAAUUGAUGCAGGUACACACGUCAUAUUUGUUUGAUGGUUAAGGGUUUAUUAUUACAGUAGAACACAGUGCUGGAUUUUCCCUCGUCUUGAUUUGUUUCUACAGCAGAAUGUCAUUGUGUCAAUGUAUUGUGAAGUCUUUUAAAAAUAAAUGGUAAUACAGAAACUUGGUUCAUUAGUGCUGAAUACAAUUUAUUUUCAUUAAAUACAAUUAGGAAUAAUUAAAAAAAACGCAUGCUUCAUUUACCUGAAUAGUCUGCGCAGUUUUGAUUUAUAGGGCAUUUCUAAGGUAGGGCAAGUGGCCAAUGUAACCAUGUCUUGUUGAAAAUAU